Molecule: messenger RNA, 1797 nt
Organism: Laccaria bicolor S238N-H82
Lineage: Eukaryota; Fungi; Basidiomycota; Agaricomycetes; Agaricales; Hydnangiaceae
Exons: 24
Coding region: 1-1797 (598 amino acids)
Source: RefSeq, a predicted model, not a curated record
AUGGAUCCUGAGGCGGCAGCAGCUCUCCAAGCGUUCAUCACCUACCUGCAUCAUCAAAGGGAGUUUGCGGAUUACAUGUAUAUGUCCGCUACGGCGUUAGUGGUUCGUCCUCUAGUUUUAACCGCGUUGGACAUCCAGCUCAGAUCGGCAAAGGUGUACGAUUAUUUAUUGAAUAUAGGUCGAGAGAUCAAGAUGAUCUGGUUCUCGUCGUGGACGUAUACUAAAGUCCUGUACUUUAUUGUGCGAUAUUUGCCUUUUUUAGCCUUUUUUUGCUAUCUUCGGAUACAGCUGAUGCUGGGAGUUACGAAGGCGUCGUGUGAAUGGGUGUUUCCGUUGGUUACUUUCGUCAUGAUGAUCAGGACUUGGGCAGUUUGGCACCGAGACAUGAGGGUCGGCAUUUUAUUUGCCGCUUUAUGCUGUCUCUACAUCGGUCUCGCGACCGUGGGCAACGUGAGAUUUGUUAGAAGCAUAGUUCGUGCGUGUGAUGGAAUCCCCUUAUAUUAUUCAUCAAAAUUUCCAGUCGUCCUUAUAUUCACGGCAGCAAGUGCCAUAAAAACUGCUAAAGCUGGAAGUUUCAAUCACCUGUCAUCGAUCAUCCACCGAGAUGGCAUCAUCUUCUAUAUGUAUCUUCUAGUCGGGUCUAUUGCAAAUGUGAUCUUUUUCACUUCCGCACCGCUCGAUCUCCACGUCGCCUUUGUUCCGCAAUGCAUGGCGCUGUACGCUGGGCUUACUAGCCGCGUGGUGCUUAAUAUUCCGGAGAGUGACUACUAUGCAUUGAACGUCAAGGUUCCCAUACCAGCGCAAAGACCUCCUACUCAGCUUCCUUGCUUUCCACAGGGGUCGAUCACCAAGUUCAAGGCCAAGUGGCGCAGACGUGUUAUAAACGAAGGUGCGGAGGAGGUCUUGAAUUGGUCCACCGUUCAGUCCUCGCCACCCAUCAUGGCGGAAGCAGCUCUUCAGGCGUUCAUUACGUACAUGCACCACCAAAGGGAGUUCGCAGAUUAUAUGUAUGGUGAGGUCUCUGGCACGGCAUUGAUGAUAUACGAUUAUCUUUUGAACGUGAAUCGCGAGAUCCAAAUGAUCUGGCGCUCGCCGUGGUCGUAUACCAAGGUUCUAUAUUUUAUUGUUCGAUAUCUGCCCUUUUUGGCCUUUUUUCUGUUCCUCUGGAUCCAAGUGAUUCGGGGAGUUACGAGGGCGUCGUGUGAAUGGGUGUUUCCGGUGGUAGUUUUCAUAAUGAUGAUUAGGACGUGGGCAGUUUGGCACCGAGACAAGAGGGUCGGCAUUUUAUUUGCCGCUUUAUGCUGUCUCUACGUCGGUCUCGCGACCGUGGGCAACGUGAGAUUCAUCAGAAGUUUAGUUCUGGCAGAACCUCCUAUUCCUGGGUUCAGAGGCUGUUUUGUAACCGCCGCUGAGAACAGCUUAACGAACGACUAUAUCAUGUUAGUCGUGAUGGAGUCCCCUCAAACCGGAAGUGUUAAUCGCCUGACAGCGAUUAUCUACCGCGAUGGUAUCCUUUUCUAUCUGUAUCUACUAGUACGUUCGUUCUUUUCCACACUAUUUAACGGCGUGAUGACCCUGCGCCCGCAGCUCGAUCUCCAUGUCGCCUUCGUCCCUCACUGCAUGGCGCUGUACUCCGGGCUUACAAGCCGUGUUGUGCUCAACAUCCGUGAGGUCGCCUAUGCGGGACCGACUACGACGGGAUUGGAAACACAGCUCCACGACAUCAAAGAUGAGGAACCUACUAGUACUACGAGCAUCUCUUGGGCUUUCCGCCCACGUUAUGACUUUAAAGAUUAG